This is a messenger RNA of Diatraea saccharalis (sugarcane borer), 1513 nucleotides long. The record is from the annotation of a GenBank genome assembly. NCBI's taxonomy places the organism in Eukaryota, Metazoa, Arthropoda, Insecta, Lepidoptera, Crambidae.
ACAUGUGUAAAUGAAGAAAUGCAUAAAUAUAGUAUAUAGAAUUACUGAAACAUUAAAUGAAUUUAUUUUUAACAGAACAUCAAUCACCAAUACACAUAAAAAAGCUAUCAAGUGAACCAGUGAAUAAUCCCGUUAAUAACAAUCAACAUGAAAAUUAUAGAGCAGAGCAAUCAAUCGAAAUAAUUCCAAUCGAGCUAAUAGAAUUGGAAAUAGUGGAAACAGAAGAUAUGAGUGAAGUUUCGACUGAGUCUAAUUUUUAUAUGGACAGCGGUGGAAUGUGGAAUACAUGGAAUUCUAAAAACAAUUAUAAACAUCAAUCUACUCCAUUUUCAAAUGACUAUAAAGAUAAUUCGACUGAAAAUCAGAAUUAUCCACCUGUGUCUAUUUACGAAGACCAGCAACCACCAUAUGAAAAGAAUAGUUUCCAUAUUUCACAUUCUCAUGAUUUGACGUCAAAUUUCAACGAUACUUAUCAACCUUCCAUAAAUAGAUAUAACCUUCAUAACCCAUCAGUGUCCUACACAGAUAGAUCUGAAACAUCACACAAUAAAAAUUUUGAUGUAUGGCAACUUCUCUCUCAGAAUAAUAAAUAUCAUCAACAUCCUUCUCUAUCACCUCCUCAUGAUAGAAAUGCUUACCCACCAUCUCCAAAUAAUAAUUUAUAUUACUAUCGACCAUCAUUAGAAUCACACUAUUAUAAACAUCAACGUGAUCCCCCAUCGCUGCCUCAGCCUCAUAUUAAAUAUUAUUACUAUCAUUCACCACAAUUUCAAAACAAGAAUGUUUUUGAAUAUCCAGUGCCAUCUUCUAACGAAGAUAAUCUUCAGAGUAAUAAAGUCUAUGACCAAGACAAUAAGAGAAAUCAAUUAACAUCUAUUGAAGACGAAUCGAUCGAGAUAGAUUACUUACCAUCCAGUAGAGAAGCCGCUAUUGACAUAAGAUCAAUAAAAGCUUCUGAUAUUGAGUAGUGUAUAAUGUCAGUAUUAUUAAUGUUUUAAGCGACAGUGAAUGUAAAAAAAGAAUAAAACAUUCCUUCGUGUAGCAUUUUAUUCAGUUAUUUAUCUUCAAUUAUUGGUUGAUUAAAAUAUGUAAUCAUUUAGUAUCAAGUAAGAUUUUUAGUAUCAUAUUGUAUCGUUUUUUCUUAAACUUACGUAUUGAGUGUAUUUAAUUAAUAGGUAAAUAUAACAAACAGCAACGGUUUUACUUUACCAGUAAAAAUAAGUUGUUUGAGUUAAUACUUAUUGUAAUAUCCCCUCCAUGUUUCAUAUACUAAAAAUUACUUCAAUUAUGUGUGAAGUUGUAAAAUGGCGGCUAAUCUUUUAAAUCUUGUAUAUUAUCGGCAAUUUGUAUAAUUUAGAUAUUUUAUAUAAUACCUAGGGAAUGUAUACAAUACUUGAGGCGACCAGACAAUGGAUAAAAAUUAUGAAUAUUAUGAUCCAUAGCAUACUUUCCCUAUGUAAUGUAUACAAUUCCUAGGGUAUAGAGUACCUGCUGUUUCACCUAGUUAAUUUCG